Molecule: messenger RNA, 252 nt
Organism: Macrosiphum euphorbiae (potato aphid)
Lineage: Eukaryota; Metazoa; Arthropoda; Insecta; Hemiptera; Aphididae
Source: the annotation of a GenBank genome assembly
AUGGAGAUUGAAAAUCGGAGACGUUUAUCUGAACUUGAAAAUUUGUCAUUUGGACAACUUUCUUCUUUAAUUCCAUUCAAUGAAAAUGAAAAUGUUGAAAUGUGUGUUUUAUAUGUCAUAAGAGAAAAAACCAUCGCACUGGUGCCAUGUGGACAUAAGUCUGUAUGUGAUGAUUGUUUAAUUCUGCUCGAUCCAAAACGAUGUCCACUAUGCAACACAUAUUUUACUGAUUAUUUAAGCAUUUGGUCAUAA